Ruditapes philippinarum (Manila clam) is the source of this 1194-nucleotide messenger RNA. RefSeq names its product paired box protein Pax-6-like. The coding region runs from base 156 to 866 and encodes 236 amino acids. The transcript is spliced from 4 exons. The record is from RefSeq and is a predicted model, not a curated record. Gene Ontology annotation, molecular function: DNA binding; DNA-binding transcription factor activity, RNA polymerase II-specific. Lineage: Eukaryota; Metazoa; Mollusca; Bivalvia; Venerida; Veneridae. Gene Ontology annotation, biological process: regulation of DNA-templated transcription.
CUGACACAUUUAUAUCUGACAUUAAUUCAAUGAACUAUCAUGCUUUGGGAUUUUAGUAGAACCAAUAAUAGACUUUUCCGCAUCAAAGUGAAACUAAUCAGACAGCCAGGCGCCGCCGGACAAGAACGAUAUUUUCUGUGUCGGCAGUAAAGUAUAUGGAACAAGAAUUUGAACGUGGUAAAUACCCCGACAUCCGGCGGCGGGAAGUGAUAGCAGCUGAAAUCGGUGUCCCAGAGGCACGUGUUCAGGUGUGGUUCCAAAACAGACGUGCCCGGAACAACAAACACCGGAAGUCAUGUGACGUCUGUCCUGGUGUGACAAGUAACGCAAACAAACGCCGUAACUCUAGUGACACGUGCCUUGAUUCCAUUGUGACCAAAAGACAGCGGGUAGAAUUUGAUACAGAAAAUUAUCAAGAUCUAAAAAUAGUAAACAGACAUCCAGAAAUGACCUCGACAUCCGGUCAACAUCACGUGUCUACAUGUCACCCCAUGUUUGUGCAGUCAUAUCCUGCCUAUCCGACAUAUUUCAGUCAAGAUCUUGUGCUGUCAUCCUUGUGGAAUCUUUCGAAUGUGAGUACGUCACUUCCGCAGAAAAUCCAAAACGAGGCUGAUACAACAGACGAUUUUGUCAAGCGCCUGUUUAGAUUCAGCGCACGUGGUACCAAAUCUGAUGUAGAACAACACAAAGCAGACGACAACCAACAGAAAAAGAUCGUUCGUAUGAUAGUUCCUACCAAGAGAGCUUCUGAUUGUAUGGUUACAGAGCUUCGUGCCACAGAACGUACUGGAGAAGUCAGUGAAGAGGUUAACCUAGAGGACGAGGAUUCCGGCCUGGAAAAUGACUCUCUCAGUGAUUCCUUGUAAAUUAUAAAAGUCAUGUAACAUACCCAACUGUAUCUACUUGUUUGAGAAAGAACUCCUUCAAGAACCAUGGUGUAGUAUAUUAUUCAAUAAACAUGUUGGUAUCCACCCUGUGCUGUGUAAAUCAUUUAAUUUUAAUUGUUAUAUUUAUAGAAGUUUGAAAGGAACAUUCUUAAAGCAAACUUGUAAAAAUGUUUUAUAAUAUAAGAACAUAAACAUAUUUUUUCCAAUGAUAUAAACCAUUUUUGUUCUUAUAAUUAUGUAUUUCUGUUUCUUUACAAUAGUACCUGUAUAUAUAAAUGUAUGCUUAUUGACUAAACAAUGUGCUAUC